Molecule: messenger RNA, 2240 nt
Organism: Cantharellus anzutake
Lineage: Eukaryota; Fungi; Basidiomycota; Agaricomycetes; Cantharellales; Hydnaceae
Product: nucleoporin protein Ndc1-Nup
Exons: 10
Coding region: 46-2205 (719 amino acids)
Biological process (GO): spindle pole body localization; nuclear pore organization
Cellular component (GO): nuclear pore transmembrane ring; spindle pole body
Molecular function (GO): protein-macromolecule adaptor activity
Source: RefSeq, a predicted model, not a curated record
CCGGGAUCACAGCCACCAUCCAAGCAUCCUCCAACAAACUUUAACAUGUCGUCCGCCAGGUCACCAUACACUCCUUCAUCAAUUUAUUCCAUACGACCCCCAAAGAGCAGAAGCUCUUCCUCGACUUCGUAUGCCGAUACAUGCAAAUUAGUGUUGCGGCAGAGAAAUAUUCGUAUCAUUACUCUGUCAUUUGUGUUGACAUGGAUCCUUGGCAAUACUCUUUCAUUCUCACCGAAGAAUGGAAUUUUUCAUGAGAUCAUUGCGAGCUUGUCCCCUUGGAAAUUCUUCCUGAUAGUCCCCACAUUCAGCUUUGGAGUCCUUCCAUCAUUUAUUUUGCUUCGCAUCAUGCUGCAACAAGAGUAUACGGUCGCCCCCAAACCGUAUUUAACGUUGGCAGCACGGUUAUCAUCAUUCCCCACUGCAACGAUCGCGCGCUUAUUCGUGCUGUAUGCAUUUCAGGGAUGGGUCUUGGCGUUCUCUUAUUGCGUUUCUGCCGGUUUACGUGAACGUGACGAUCCGCGUCUUGCAUUGUUCGCUCCAACCGUGCGAUACCGGCUCAAUCUGAAUGAACGGUUUCUCUUCAUAGCAUUAUCGAAUAUGCUGACUGGAAUUGUUUAUGCGUCGUCAGUCGCCAUAUUCUGGCGCCACAAGGGCUCGUGGCCAAGCUUCACGACGAACCCUCCGCAUCGUCCCAAUUACUUGCCUCAGCUUAAGAUUGUCAUCAUGCCAACAGUGUUACUGGCAAGCAGUGUGUCCAUCAUAUUCUCUGUCAGUUACUACCUUUUCCGGCUUCGUGUCUGGAGAUUCGUUUUAUACUUUGCUUUCUUCCUGAGACCGUACGUGAGCACGUUCGUACGGGCGAAAUUCUCACCGGUGUCCCUUGAGUUGAUAUGCCGUUCCCUUUCUGUCAAUGUAACAACGGCACUGACUUGGGAGAUCCUGCGUGUGAUGGUGGAUGGGUACUUUUCGCAGCCGAUUGUGCUAUCCCAUUAUGCACCAGACCCUAACUCAUGCCUCGUUUCUGGGGUCACAUCGCCAGAUCGGUAUAUCAAGCAUCAUGCUCUCCAUGAACUCGACGUCCUGGCACAGUCCAGCUCGCCAGAUGCUGUUGCGCGCAGAAAGGCACUGUUUUCGGACUUGAAAAUGGCCCAUCCACCCAGUUCCGCCCCAACCAAUGGAUCUUCGAGUGCCGGCGCAUGGGCAGUCAUCUCCCGUGAAUGUCUUCUUCUUUUGGGACGGGAUUAUCAGACACUCCUCAGGCGUGGGGCACCACCUGCAGCUUCUUCCACCCCCGUUUCCGCUACCACAACCCUCGUCGUUCCUACCACGCCCCAAGCGAAGUCUAAAGAUUCUGUGAUCCGACCGGCGGCUGGUAUCUUCCGCCAGCCGGCGAAGUCUACUACUGAGAUCAUAGCAGAUAGUUUUAGCAGUGAGGGUGCGAGUACUCAAGUGCUCACACAUUUAGUGGAAUCGGCCAGGGACGGCGCAUCAAACAUUCAAGAAAUCCCAAAAGUUUUCCUUAGCCAGUCAGUUUCGAGUUCCCCUGCACUGGUGGCCUCAACUUCCCCCAGACCCAACACUAACGCCAGCACGAGUUCGGUUGCGAGUAUGGUGACGGCCGCUUUCAGUGCAAGUCUGCAGACUAUUAGAGAUACCCCGGAUUCAAGGCAACUUCUACGACAGCUGGAUAAGAAGGUGGACCGCAUUGUUCUGAAUCGUCUUACUCCGACCUUGCGACGGAACGUGUACGAUGUUCGAUGGGCACUAUUUGGAAGUAAGGUGGAAUGUGUGGAGUCUUCUCUUCCUUGGCGAAAACUUGACGUUUGGAUUGUGGAAAGCCUCUCGUACCUCACCGCCCGAUCCCUGGAGGAAGAUUCUUAUGGGGUUGUACAGAGAGAUGUUCCUCGCAUCUUAGAAGCCUUCGUGUCUUUUCUAUCAGUCCUGGAGGCAUUUUCACAAGAGAUCCAAAGAGAUGUUAUUCAAGCCCAUUCUUUCGAGCCAUCCGGAGAUGAGGCACUUGAACAAUAUCUGGAGUACCGGCAGCUAAAAGAAAGCGAGGCAGUAAGCGAAAUGAUUGGACCACUUCUUAGCACACUGCGAGGAGGAGUAAGGAUAAUUACGGCGGCCUUUGGUCCGCGGUUGGAGGCAUUCAAAUUUCCGCCAGAUGUCGCUGUGCAACUCCAGCUCAUAGUAGAACAAGUAUGAAUAGCUAUACACGCCACAAUAAAAUUAAGCUAGCU